This is a messenger RNA of Anarrhichthys ocellatus (wolf-eel), 6084 nucleotides long. RefSeq names its product CCR4-NOT transcription complex, subunit 4a (gene cnot4a). The transcript is spliced from 12 exons. Gene Ontology annotation, biological process: protein ubiquitination. Bases 2038 to 4449 code for a protein of 803 amino acids. Gene Ontology annotation, molecular function: ubiquitin-protein transferase activity; metal ion binding; RNA binding. Gene Ontology annotation, cellular component: CCR4-NOT complex. The record is from RefSeq and is a predicted model, not a curated record. Lineage: Eukaryota; Metazoa; Chordata; Actinopteri; Perciformes; Anarhichadidae.
CCAGCUCCCUCCUCCCUACUUUAAUGCUAGCUAAGAUGGUGGUUUGAGCGUAAAUUGUCUCUACAAUACUAAGAAAAGAGAGGGGCAAAACAUCUCUAUAGCCUUUUAAUCACAACAGAACAACAAAACGACGGUUAUCUUAAGUGACCGGUUAUAGAAAUUUGGACAUUUCAGACACAUUGGCUCGCAGUCCCCGCCCAAUUUGGUGUGACUCCCUUGGAGUGGAAUCCUAAGCUAAAUACGGACAGGGUAAGUAACGUUAGCCGAGUUGCUAGUUGGGCUAGCCAGCUUCCAUUCUCUUAAUAAAUAAAAGACAGUUCUGUCCGUUAAGAUUUUUCAGUCUUCCGUUGGAGUGUUCUCGGGCUUAUUAGAUCGCUGUCCAGGUAAUCUAAAUGUCGUGAGAGCAAUGUCAGUUGUUUAUAGUGCCAACAACUUGCUCCCAGUUCAGCGUUAGCUUGUGUAGGCCGCGUCGUAAGCUUGUCAUCAAAACCCCGUACAUCUGAUGAGAAUGUAGCAUGCUAGCUACGCUGAUGCUAGCGGUUAGCAUAAAAGCAAGCUGUCAGUUUAUAUGUAGGAGAAGGCGUACCGUUGUGGCAUCUAUAUCUUUAACCGUUUAAUGCUAAUACCAAGUAAAUAAUAACCUCUGUAUAUUUCGAUGUUGUGAUGUUACCUACAAAUACUCCUGAAUACGUGUUAUUAGGUAGACCGGCUUCUUUUACCAAUUCGCGGCUAAUGUUAGCUUAGCCUAACGUUGGUCAAAUAACAUCUGUCAUAAUGUAAAAUCCAGUAGGCAGAGCAGCUAAAGUUACCAGCCUGGCUAACCUUAACCAACGUCAGGUAUUUCAUACACGACUUUAUUAAUCAGCUGAUAUCUGCGAGUGAAGCAGCAGAACCACUCCUGUACGUGUUAAUCUGUCUGCAAAAUGCUGCCAAGUAUUUUAAAUGUUGGGCAUUUUUCUGGCAGCAUUAGAUUAAACUUUACACUGUCAGGUUUGAUAAAUCUGGGUUUGUCAUGAGUUCACCUGCUGGUAGCAGUGUUGUCACGCGGAAACUAAGCUGACGUCUAACUGCUACCAAGGAAAGGUUGUAAAUAAACGCAGUUUGUUGCAUUUCCCUUAUGAGGAGGUGAAUACUUUUGUCAACCCCCGAAAGAUACCACAACAUCCUCAUUAUCACUUCAACACGAUGACAGCUGUUUUACUAGAUUUCUGAGAAAUGCCAUCAGUUGUCUUUUUAUCAGACACAUUGAGCUUAAACUAAUGCAAUCACAAACUUCUGCGAUAACUCAAUCUUCCAUGGAGGUUAUAACAUUCAGUUCUUCUUGAAAUUGUUUUAGAAAGGCCUUGAUUCAACUUUAUCAUCAUAUUUAUAGGCAUUGUGCGUACAGAAAAUGUGUUUCACCACAUACACCCAGUAUGUAAUACUGUAAGUAUAUUUAAUCAUAGGCUUAAUCGCCAUUGUGUUCCCACCUUUGGCGAUAGAUAUGUAUUUAAAUAAAAGUCUUUGGGAUUGCUACUUAAAGAGAUUAAUUGAUCAUCGAUAUUUCCCUUUCUGUCGAACGCUUUUGUUUCAGCUCUGAAAUGGACUGAGAGCAGUUACCGGUAUGAAAUCUACCCUCAGUGGUUUAAAUGCAGAAGCCCAAACAUUAGAAACAUCUCCGCCUAAAGCACAGUGCAGUUCACCAGCACCAACAACUUCCACAAGGACCAUGCCGUUGAAUCAACACCUCCCUAAAAAGUUUCAUCAUUAAAGUAAAAUAUUAGGUAUUGCAGUAGACUGUAGUAGUUUAGCUAGCUGGACCUAACAGAGUGAGUGUUUCCUUUGCUGCUGGAAAUGUUUAAUGUUGUGCUCAGUCUGAUGUAGUGACCGUGGUAGUCAUAAAGUCAGUUUUCAGUUAGUAGAAAUGAGUGGUUCAGUUAAUGUCGUUUUAAAUCAUGUCAUGAUGGAGCUCUUAAACUCAACUUUUUUUUAUGUUUUCUCAGCCCUGUGCUCUGUGGCCAGCUUCAGCACUCCACCCCCCCGUCUCCACACCAUAGGAUGUCCCACAGCCCUGAAUUGAAGGACGACCCCAUGGAGUGCCCUCUGUGCAUGGAGCCGCUGGAGAUUGAUGACGUCAACUUCUUCCCCUGCACCUGUGGCUAUCAGAUCUGCCGCUUCUGUUGGCAUCGCAUCCGCACAGAUGAGAACGGCCUCUGCCCCGCCUGCAGAAAGCCGUACCCAGAGGACCCCGCGGUGUACAAGCCUCUCUCACAGGAGGAGAUCCAAAGGAUAAAGAACGAAAAGAAGCAGAAACAGAACGAGAAGAAGCAGAAGGUGACAGAAAACCGAAAGCACCUGGCCAGUGUCAGAGUAGUCCAGAGAAACCUGGUGUUCGUGGUGGGGCUCUCACAGCGACUCGCUGACCCAGAGGUCCUAAAACGACCAGAGUAUUUUGGGAGGUUUGGGAAAAUCCAUAAAGUGGUCAUCAACAAUAGCACAUCCUACGCAGGUUCACAGGGGCCCAGUGCCAGCGCUUAUGUCACUUACAUCCGCUCUGAAGAUGCUUUAAGAGCAAUACAGUGUGUGAACAAUGUAGUUGUUGAUGGCAGAACCCUCAAGGCUUCUUUAGGCACAACAAAGUACUGCAGUUACUUCCUUAAAAGUAUGCAGUGUCCCAAACCUGAUUGUAUGUAUCUACAUGAGCUGGGGGAUGAAGCAGCUAGCUUUACUAAAGAGGAAAUGCAGGCAGGGAAACAUCAAGAGUAUGAGCAGAAACUCCUCCAAGACCUCUAUAAAAUUAACCCUAGCUUUCUACAACCUCCAGCAUGUGGAACAGAGAAGUCAAAGAGUAAAUCCAACUCCACACAGAGAGCCAACAGCACCAAUGGUAAAGAUGGAUGGCCGACGCUGUCAGGACACAACAAACUGGCCAACGGGCUUUCAGAGGACCGCAAGUCUCCUCCGCUGCUAGACUAUCUAGACCAAGAAGCUAUGGCUUCAGAUGGGCUAGAAACAGAUCUGGGUCUUGGUCAGCAUUCUGCAUUGUCCCCCUUCUCCUCUAACUGUGACAGCAACAGUCCCAGUGACAAACCUCCAGAGUCGAUCGGUAUGGUCAAUGGAGAGACUUUACUACAGAUACCCACCAGUGACUCCCCUUCUCCUCCCCCUGGUUUAACCAAGCCCAGCCUCGUGGUGCCCAUCAGCAUGUCAGACCUCACAGCCCGUUCACCCUUCGAGGGAGCGGCAGCUGAGUCCCAGUCGCUCUUUUCAGACAACAGUAACUUCAGACAUCCUAACCCUCUCCCUGCUGGCCUGCCCCCCUUCCCCAGUUCCCCCCGCAGCAAUUCUGACUGGCCCAUGACCCCUGAACCACAGAGCCUCUUCACAUCAGACACAAUACCAGUGUCUUCUUCCACAGACUGGCAGGCGGCCUUCGGCUUCGGCUCGUCCAGCAAACAGCAGGACGACGAUCUGGGCUUCGAUCCUUUCGACGUCACUCGCAAGGCCCUGGCCGACCUGAUAGAGAAGGAGCUGUCAGUGCAGGAUCAGAGCCCCUUUUCCCCGGGGCUCCUCUCCCACGGCGGGAGCAACCACGGCCUCGGCCUGCCUCCUCUCAACCCGAACCCCAGCGCCUCUCACCACUUCCCCAGCGGCCUGCCACGCCUCCCCCAGCUCCACCACAGAGCCAUCUACAGCUCCUUCAGUUUCCCGGGCAGCCAGAACAGCCAGGCCAGUCAGCAGCUGCCAGCCGCCAGACACCCCUGGAUGGGCGUCCCGACGCGAAAUAACCUCACACACUUGAACCACUCAGCCAGUGCUGCCUCACACAGUAAUUUCCUGGACCUGAAUCUGCCCCUUCAGCACAACACAGGGCUGGGAGGGAUCCCCAUCUCAGAAAACAGUGGCUCUAUAGACGGAUUAAAUGUGAAAGAGUGGCAGGAUGGCCUAAGAGCUCUCCUGCCCAACAUCAAUAUCAAUUUCGGGGGCCUCCCAAACUCCUCUUCCUCGUCAUCCUCCUCAUCCUCCAACAGUGUUAACCACAUCGGUGGACCGAUAGGGCCAGCAGGCAUUUCACACAGCCUGAGCUGGGACGGCACAGCCAGUUGGAUGGACCCUGCUAUCAUCACAGGUAGAAAUUGCAUCCCGGCCUCAGCAGGCAACAGUUUAGACUGUCUCCAGGACGACAACCCUCCACACUGGCUCAAGUCCCUGCAGGCGCUCACAGAGAUGGACGGCCCGGCGAGCUCAGCGGUGCCCACUCCUCCCCAGCCCCUCCACAGCGGCCUCCUCGACGCCCACCUCCCCCUCCACCACAGAGCCGCCGGCGGCUGGGCUCCCUACAUGCCCCCCCCCACAGCCAACCCCGCAAGCCAGUUCCACUCCCCUCCCCCCGGCUUCCAGACCGCUUUCAGACCCCAGGGACAGCCCGCCACAGAGCUGCUACAGAGUGCCGCUGUGGACCGCCACUGAACACAGACUACAGCAGACACCCAUCCAUUCCCCCACUACCACUUUAUACCCACUCAUCCUGUACCCCCCCCCCCCCCCCCCCCCCUCCCCCAAUGCAAUACACACCAAUCUGCAGAGUAUGAAAAAUGAUUAACAAAGUAACAAACAUGCUUUCUUCUUUUUCUCUUCCUCCUUCCUUUUGGCCUAUUUGUUUUUUGUUUGUGGCACACAAGUUAUCGGUACCCCUUUACCUGCUACUACUAUCACCACUCAUUAGACCUAGUUCUGGGCGUAACAUGGGAUUCAUUGUGUAGCUCACUGUUAUCGGAGAGCACGAGAAACAGUACGGCAUCGAGUGCCCAGCGGUGACACGAGACGUAACUCCACAAACUGACGAAAGAAACAAAGUUAGCUGAAGGGGAGACCUUUUUUAAAAAGUAACUAAAUGAUUAAGCAUGAACAACAUUUGUGUUUUUGAGAGUUGAAGUCACGAUUAAGUUUUCGAGGAAUGAAGCAAGCUGUGAAUCUGCUCUAGAAGCUUUGCCCCAAAGACCCUCAUCCUCUCCACGUUAACAGGAGACUGAAGCGGUUCACCCUCACAGCCAAGUUGUGAAGACGGCGAGGUGAGAGACAGAGAGAAAGGAGGGGGGGGUUGGCACUUAGCUUUUCUUUUUUUUUGUGAGAGUGGUUUUAAAAAAGAAAAUGUUAAAAAAAAAAAGAAAGAAGCUGAGAUUUGGUUAUUAGAGAGUGAAUGCAGAUGGCACAGGGGAGUUGAGGGCACAGGCUAUGCACGGGCUCCCUGUUAGGUAGGGACACAGACGGCCCGCUCCAGAGGCCGCUUGGCCCACAUUCCCGUUAGAGGGGGGCUCCCACUGGCCCCGUCCUGCUGGAGGGGAAAAUUUUGCUGAACCUCUGUAUCAGAGGAUAGAGCACUGCCUAACCGCGGGGCGCCGGGGCUUUGGGAGAUCGUGGCACACAUCCUGAGCACUAGGGUUAGACUCUUACUCACAGUGCCACUGUGUGGUACCUACAGUAGCUAGCCCUAACAUGGACAGCCACAACGUAGAUGAGACAAUGAUGGAGGAGGAUAUGUCAAAAACAAAUACUAAAGAGGGUAGCAACAGGGUGAACAGGUCCCUUUGUUCAACCCACGAGGGCUUAAACGAGGCCUUAACAUGGACAGAUGAAAGGAGUGAUGGGAGGAGGAGUAUAGCGUCAACGAUUGCUGAAAAAAAUAUGCAAUAUUGUAUGACUUCAGCGACUGUAUGCGAGUGUAUGUCCCAAAGUAAGGUGCUGCAAGACCAUACCACGUACUGUAGUAGUGAUUUAAGGAGCUUUCAGCCUUUAGGAUUCGAGAUCGACCUCUCCGACCACCGCCUUUUUUUCUUUUUUUGAAGUCUUAAUUCUGAUCCAUAUUCGCUCUGUCUCUUUCUCUCCCUCUUACCCAACCCCGCCCCUCCUGCUGUUCCCUAUUUAACAGUAUUUCACAAAAAUGAACAAACUCAUCCAGGAGAAGCCAACACAGAGUCCUACAGUGGGUUUUAACAUGGUGUUGCGCGGGGGGGGGAAACGAAAACAAAAUCGAGGCGCUUAAAAGGAAGUGAACUGUCCUCUGCAGGUCUGGAAAAAUGAACCUUAAAUAAAACUGAAAACUCA